Molecule: messenger RNA, 1703 nt
Organism: Amblyraja radiata (thorny skate)
Lineage: Eukaryota; Metazoa; Chordata; Chondrichthyes; Rajiformes; Rajidae
Product: porphobilinogen deaminase
Exons: 14
Coding region: 153-1247 (364 amino acids)
Biological process (GO): heme biosynthetic process
Cellular component (GO): cytoplasm
Molecular function (GO): hydroxymethylbilane synthase activity
Source: RefSeq, a predicted model, not a curated record
CGCAUUGGGCAGGAGGUGACGUUGGGAAGAUGGCGCCGCCAGGGAGAGGGUGCCGGUGGUGAGGAAAAGGCUCCUUUAAAUCCUGUUCAGUUUCCCACUCGGAAGCUCGGGGAUUCUGGCUGCUUUUUCACGUGAAGCUCCGAUUUGGGGUCAUGUCCGAAGACACAGCGAACGGAGUGCGGAACUCUGCUUCCCACAAUGUGAAAGAGAAUUCUCGAAUUAUCCGAGUUGGAACAAGAAAAAGCCAACUUGCUCAGACUCAGACUGGCAGUGUGGUGAAUAUGCUGAAAGAACAGUACCCACAUGCACAACUUGAAGUCGUUGCCAUGACUACCACCGGAGACAAAAUUCUGGACACUGCCCUGUCAAAGAUUGGUGAGAAGAGUUUGUUCACAAAGGAGCUGGAAACUGCAUUAGAGAAAAAUGAAGUUGAUUUGGUAGUUCACUCCUUGAAAGAUCUGCCAACAACACUCCCUCCUGGAUUUACAGUUGGAGCCAUCUGCAAGCGCGAAAUUCCUUAUGAUGCUGUUGUUGUGCAUCCAAACAAUGUGGGAAAGACCCUGGACAUGCUGGCAGAGAGGAGUGUGAUCGGCACAAGUUCCUUGCGACGAGCAGCACAGCUGAAAAGGCGAUUUCCUCACCUGGAAUUCAAAGAUAUUCGAGGCAACUUGAACACAAGAUUAAAGAAACUUGAUGAAAAAGAUGACUACAGUGCCAUUGUACUGGCAGCAGCUGGUCUGCGAAGAAUGGGCUGGGAGAAUCGGAUCAGUCAGAUUCUGGAGCCUGAAGAUUGUAUGUAUGCUGUGAGUCAGGGGGCCCUUGGUGUUGAAGUCCGGGUGAAUGACCCAGACAUCCUGGAAAUGGUUUCUGUUCUGAACGACACUGAAACAGUUCUCCGCUGCAUUGCUGAACGUUCCUUCAUGAAGCAACUGGAGGGAGGUUGCAGUGUGCCUAUUGCUGUUCACAGUGUCAUCAAUGAAAACCAGCUCUACCUCACAGGGGCUGUAUACAGUCUUGAUGGAUCUGACAGCUUAAAAGAUACAAUGCAAACAAGUGUCUCUACUCAAACACAGGAUGAAGAUUGUAGCGUCGCUGAUGUUCAACAUGUUGGGAUCACGGCAAAGAGAAUACCACACAACUCCCAGGCAGCGGCUGAAAAAUUAGGAAUGGACUUGGCCAAUCUAUUGCUUAGCAAAGGUGCCAAGGAUAUCCUAACUGUUGCUAGACAGCUGAAUGAUUCAAGAUAAUGCAAUGUAUUUAUCCUAAUGUGCAUAUUAUGUGAUUAUUUAGGCAUUCUUAAAGUUGUAAAUGUACAGUAACCAAAGGUAACAGACAGUAUCCCUUCCCUGUGCCUUAAGCAUAUAAUUUGCUUCCACAUACAUCUACAGUGUAUUAUAGUCUUCCCUUCUGAACUGCCCCCUAAACACACUGGGUUGUUUCAUCAAUUAUCUCUCACCUGUGGCCAGUACUCUUGUCACUUUGGAGACCACAUCAGUCAUGUUAUAUGAUUUGGUACAUUAUAUGCAUCUUCCUGUCCUUUCCACUGCUGUUGAUAGGGUGAUUUUUUAAAAAACCAAACUCACACUAAUAAUAUAAUACAGUCUAUAAAAAAAGUACAUUUGAAAUGCUUAUUUUGAAUUAUCUGUUAAUUGCAAUUUGAAACGCUUUUUUUUAAUGCAGGUUGUGCAGUUUUAUUUAGUUUA